Zerene cesonia (dogface butterfly) is the source of this 1509-nucleotide messenger RNA. RefSeq names its product transcriptional adapter 1-like. The record is from RefSeq and is a predicted model, not a curated record. Lineage: Eukaryota; Metazoa; Arthropoda; Insecta; Lepidoptera; Pieridae. The coding region runs from base 96 to 1007 and encodes 303 amino acids. The transcript has 3 exons. Gene Ontology annotation, biological process: regulation of transcription by RNA polymerase II. Gene Ontology annotation, molecular function: transcription coactivator activity. Gene Ontology annotation, cellular component: SAGA complex.
ACUUUAUGUUAAAUCUCUACAACAAAAUAAAGAAAUAAUCAAAUAAAAACUACAUAGCCGAAAUAAUUAAUAAAGUAAUAGUAAUUUUGCACAAAAUGACCUCAGAUACACUUACAAUAGCGCGACGAAAACUCAACGAAAUUCUAGGGGAUAAAUCAACAAAAUAUUACAAUCAUAUGAAACAAUGGUUUCGAAUGAAACUUACAAAGGAGGAGUUCGAUAUGGAAGCUCGUACUAUGUUGACAUCAGAACAAAUACAUUUUCAUAAUGAUUUCUUGUUGGCUCUACUCAAUAAAGUCGAGGGUCUAGCUGAAACAUCGAUAACCAUUGCCCAAGAGAAAGCUAUCUCACAUAAUAGAAACAGCAGACGCCAUAAGAGAACCUCGCGAACUUCCGAAAAGUCAAACUUUGAACCAGCUGACUUACUGGAAUAUCUUCCACCGAAUUCCCCUCCAGGCGCGGGUAGUGAUGGUGUUAAGUAUGCAGCCCAGGAGAUAUUCCUGCCAGACCAUGCACUUGUAGUUGGCCGGUUCAUGCUCGCAGCCUGGGAACUCGGCCUUGAAGGUGCAGAUGAUGAAGCAGCAGAUUUAAUAGUAACUGCAGUACAGAACUUCCUCAAAAACGUCAUAAGCGCUGUGGUAUCUCAACGGAAAGGUUAUAAAUUACGGAAUAAACACUUUAUGUAUGAUGUUGGUGGGGACAUGCCCAAUAUGUGGUUAAGGGGUACCAACAAGUUGUAUGAUCCUCAGAGUGAAGGCAGGGUGAUUGUGGACGAUGGUGUGGAUGCUUUGGGACCUAGAUGCCCCCCUACAAUUGAUGAAGUUGAACACUCUGCGGCAUAUGAAAUUGCAUGCAGUUCAACAGAUGCAGAAGCGAAUGACGAAAAAUUAACAAUAGAUGAAUUUUACAACACAUUAUUGGUCCAUAAGAAUGUGAUAGCUUGUCAUUCUGUGUAUGCAGUCAAUAUGGAACGAUUAGCUAUAAUGCUUAAUCAUCCUAGUUAUUAGUAGUUAUUAGUCAUUAGUAUUUGUUGGUAUUGUAAGUAAACACUAAGAAAUGUGUAUGUCAUUGGUAGAUCCCAUAUUUAUGUUUAAAUUAAAAUAAUCAGUAUAACUGAUGUUUUCAUAAGCAUCUGUUAAAAAUAAGCUAUUCAAGGUCAUUUCUAUAAAAUUUGCUUAAUUGUUUUGUAUUUUCUAUAUAAGUUUUAAAUAAUAACAAAAAUAGAAUACCCUUCAUUUUUUAUUAAAUGUUAGUCUUUUUGUAUACUAAUCUUUCCAUUUAUUUUAGAGAAAAUAUCACACAUUCUUUAUUCAUUUCCUUUUCUUGAAAUUGUAAAUAUUUAAUUUUAAUUUAUGUAUUAUGUACUUAAAUAAGAUUUUGAUAGUAGAAUUAAGUUUUAUCUCAGUGUAUAUAUUUUGAGUCCACUACAAGGCUAAGUACACCUAUAUAUGAAUUUGAUAUUGAUGGUAAAGCUGUAUAACAUAUGUGUAAUUAAUUAAUAAUAAUAAA